GUGUCAACAUGCAAGAUGGCGGCGCAUCAUCGGCAGAACACGGCGGGGCGGCGGAAAGUGCAGGUGUCCUAUGUGAUUAGAGAUGAAGUGGAGAAGUAUAACCGAAAUGGGGUGAAUGCACUUCAGCUGGAUCCAGCGUUAAACAGACUCUUCACAGCAGGGCGAGACUCUAUUAUAAGGAUAUGGAGUGUCAAUCAGCACAAGCAAGACCCCUAUAUAGCAUCUAUGGAGCAUCACACAGAUUGGGUAAACGACAUUGUGCUCUGCUGCAAUGGUAAAACAUUGAUAUCUGCUUCUUCAGAUACAACUGUGAAGGUGUGGAACGCGCAUAAGGGGUUUUGCAUGUCGACACUAAGGACGCAUAAGGAUUAUGUCAAAGCCUUGGCGUACGCAAAAGAUAAGGAGCUGGUGGCAUCUGCCGGCCUGGACAGACAGAUAUUCCUCUGGGAUGUAAAUACUUUAACAGCACUGACUGCCUCAAAUAACACCGUAACAACUUCUUCCCUGAGUGGGAACAAAGACUCUAUCUACAGCCUUGCAAUGAAUCAAAUGGGAACAGUUAUUGUAUCAGGGUCCACUGAAAAGGUUCUAAGGGUGUGGGAUCCAAGAACUUGUGCAAAACUAAUGAAACUCAAAGGGCACACGGACAAUGUAAAAGCUUUGUUGUUGAACAGAGAUGGCACCCAGUGUCUUUCAGGCAGCUCUGAUGGGACCAUCCGCCUGUGGUCCCUUGGGCAGCAGAGAUGCAUAGCCACGUACCGUGUCCACGACGAAGGUGUCUGGGCUCUGCAGGUCAAUGAAGCCUUCACUCACGUUUAUUCAGGGGGAAGAGACAGGAAGAUCUAUUGUACAGAUUUACGGAAUCCUGAUAUCCGUGUGCUUAUCUGUGAAGAAAAGGCCCCAGUCCUUAAGAUGGAACUUGAUAGAUCAGCUGAUCCUCCUCCAGCAAUUUGGGUUGCAACAACUAAAUCCUCUGUGAAUAAAUGGACUUUGAAGGGAAUUCAUAACUUCAGAGCAUCUGGAGAUUAUGAUAAUGAUUGUACCAAUCCUAUACCACCCCUGUGUACACAGCCUGACCAAGUUAUAAAAGGGGGUGCUAGUAUCAUUCAGUGCCACAUUCUUAAUGACAAGAGACACAUAUUAACCAAAGACACAAAUAACAACGUGGCAUACUGGGAUGUCUUGAAGGCCUGUAAAGUGGAAGACCUGGGGAAAGUAGAUUUUGAAGAAGAAAUUAAGAAGAGAUUUAAAAUGGUGUAUGUGCCAAACUGGUUCUCAGUAGAUUUGAAAACUGGGAUGCUGACAAUUACUUUGGAUGAAAGUGACUGCUUUGCAGCCUGGGUGUCAGCAAAGGAUGCUGGAUUUAGCAGUCCAGAUGGUUCUGACCCAAAAUUAAACCUUGGAGGUCUUCUGCUACAAGCACUUCUGGAAUAUUGGCCUAGGACACAUAUCAAUCCAAUGGAUGAAGAAGAAAAUGAAAUAAAUCAUGUGAAUGGUGAGCAGGAGAACAGAGUCCAGAAGGGGAAUGGAUAUUUCCAAGUGCCACCACAUACACCAGUUAUUUUUGGUGAGGCUGGAGGACGCACUUUGUUCAGGUUAUUGUGUCGGGAUUCGGGUGGUGAAACGGAGUCUAUGCUUCUUAAUGAAACUGUGCCACAAUGGGUCAUUGACAUCACUGUGGAUAAAAAUAUGCCCAAGUUCAAUAAGAUUCCCUUCUACCUCCAGCCUCACUCAUCAUCAGGGGCAAAAACUCUCAAAAAAGAUCGAUUGUCAGCAAGUGACAUGCUUCAGGUGAGAAAAGUGAUGGAACACGUGUAUGAGAAGAUCAUUAACUUGGAUAAUGAGUCUCAGACAACUAGCUCUUCCAAUAAUGAAAAAGCAGGAGAGCAAGAGAAAGAGGAGGACAUUGCUGUGCUAGCAGAGGAGAAGAUUGAACUUCUGUGCCAGGACCAGGUUUUGGAUCCAAAUAUGGACCUUCGAACUGUAAAGCACUUCAUUUGGAAGAGUGGCGGCGAUCUGACGCUUCAUUAUCGCCAGAAAUCGACGUGAAGGCAGUGCUGGACCCAAAUGGUUACUUAUGUACUUGACCAUACUGUACUGGUUCCAAGAGUAGUACUAUAGAAGCCCACUGAACCCCUAAGGUAGAUGAGACUUCUAAUGACUCAGUAUGGAUGGAAAGUAUACAUUUAAUUGAAGUGACUAAUAAAUCUGUAAUAUAGAGGAAAAAAAAAUCUAUAUGACUUCAAAGUCUCUCGUAGUCUCAGCCAGUGAGAUGGGAAGUCCCCGAGUGGUUCGUGUUGUGUGAGGUGUACAGAGAACAGAUGAUAAUCCAGUGCAGACUUUUGCUUCCUCCUUUUUGCUCCUUGUUUUUCCACCACAUAAUAUCCUCAUCUGCUCGUGCUUGGUAUGAAACCGUUUUGGCCAUAUUAAUCGUUGCGUUCACAAUAUCAUUCGGAACCGCACACCAGCUAUUUUUUAGUACAUUCCAUUCAUCAAGUUCCUGCAGUGAUUUCUCACAGGUUACUCAAACCUUUCUGCCACAUAGGAGAAACUGGGAGAAGAAACCCAACAGCAAACAGACCCUUUGUGAAUGAAUCAACCCAUUUAAUUGCACAGGAAGGGUUAGCGUUAGAAACAUGGUAAGAUGCAAACGAGAACACUAGAUAAAUAUUGUAGCAGGGUCAGUCCAGUGAUGCUGUGCAUCAUAACAGAGUGAACAUGCUUUGCAGCAGUUAAAGAGAGCUUGCUUGGUUGGUUGGUUUUAGAUACACAUCCGACUACUUCCUGCACUGUGCCCUUAGGUGUUCGCAAGACACACUAGUUUGAUUUUUGGUGACCGUGCUCCAAAAUGACAUUGACAUUAUGU
Molecule: messenger RNA, 2866 nt
Organism: Dryobates pubescens (Downy woodpecker)
Lineage: Eukaryota; Metazoa; Chordata; Aves; Piciformes; Picidae
Gene: WDR48
Product: WD repeat domain 48
Exons: 19
Coding region: 16-2049 (677 amino acids)
Biological process (GO): protein deubiquitination; double-strand break repair via homologous recombination
Molecular function (GO): ubiquitin binding
Source: RefSeq, a predicted model, not a curated record